GAAAUUUUCAUGAUUAACAUUUGAAUUAAGUAUCCUAUAAAAGGUUCAUCAUGCUCCGACUCAGUCUUGUCGUUAUCCUGGUCUGCCUCAGCUGUGCCAAUACACGGUCCUUGAGAAAAAGGGAGACAUGUUGUAUGCAAUACACACCGUUUUGCCUGUCUUGCUGCAUUCCGGAAUGUCCUCCACAGUCGUCUACUACUCAGAAGGCAACUAAACCUCCAUCUCCUAAACCUACGACGACGACUACAACUUCGACAACACCAAAGCCAGUCGUGGGACUUGAAAGCCUAUUUGACAUCGACGAUAUCAAGGUACCAUCUAACAUCGUUAUAAACAAACUAGAGGAGAACGGUUUCCACCCCAAAAAUAAUGACGACGCACUCCAGCUUUUGCGUAAUUCCACAAUUUAUAAAAAGGUCGCACAUGAGAUUAUGAAAGAUCGCAAGGCUUAGAAGAAACAUGGUGGUAUAUUGAGAAGUUGUCUGUCGCCACUGCUGGAUUGAAUGUGGAACUCAACUGAACCAACUGUUCCGAGACUAAACCAACGAUAUAAAAUGGUUACAGUCGGAGAAAUGGUUCAUAUGGAUCAAAUCAACUUUAUUCGAAUCAAAUGAAUUUCGUUUGAAUCAAAUAAAGGAGGCUAUUCGAAAAGGCAGUGAUGACCCUUUUAUUCAAACUUAAUCUUGGUUUUUAGUUCGGUUUUUCAAUCACAAAGAAUGAUUCAAUAGCAAUGUAUUCAAUAUAAAUAGUUAUGAUGUACAAUAAAGAUGAAUGUGAUGGUCAAAAGUG
This is a messenger RNA of Diachasma alloeum, 789 nucleotides long. RefSeq lists its product as uncharacterized. The transcript has 3 exons. Bases 51 to 452 code for a protein of 133 amino acids. The record is from RefSeq and is a predicted model, not a curated record. Lineage: Eukaryota; Metazoa; Arthropoda; Insecta; Hymenoptera; Braconidae.